Aspergillus glaucus CBS 516.65 is the source of this 1420-nucleotide messenger RNA. RefSeq lists its product as uncharacterized. NCBI's taxonomy places the organism in Eukaryota, Fungi, Ascomycota, Eurotiomycetes, Eurotiales, Aspergillaceae. Bases 153 to 1046 code for a protein of 297 amino acids. Gene Ontology annotation, molecular function: zinc ion binding; protein binding. The transcript has 2 exons. The record is from RefSeq and is a predicted model, not a curated record.
AUUGAUUACUCGCCCAAUCUGAGAUUGAAAUAAAUCACUGGUCGGCUUCUUUUGGGGCUCCCCUCCAUUUGGCUGCUCAUCGAAAGCAACUGGGCAGUGUGACGGCUCUGUUAGAUCGCGGUGGUGACCCUAACCUCAUCUCUUCGUGUAAUAUGUACCCGACCCCGUUGAUUUCCGCGUUACUGUCAAACAAGGUCAAGCGUGACGAUGUAGUCGAUGAGGUGGUUCGAACGCUCGUCCUAUCGGGGGCUAAUGUUCGGAUGACAGUCCCGUCGACAUUCUACAAUGCUCUGGCGACCGCCUGUUACGGCGCGAAUCCAGGAACCAUCAACUUCUUUAUCGACAGAGGCGGAUUCCCCAACUUUGCAGAUCCCAUUUCAGGAAUACUACCCAUUCAUUUUGCCGCUGCAAGUGGGAUUGCCAAUUUCCAGACUAUCUUUCUCCCAUACCGGGGUGAUAUGAUGGCAACUGACAAUCACGCGAAGAAUUGUCUCCACUGGGCAGCCCAGUUUGGCAAUUCCCGCACUGUCGAUUAUAUCUUGUCUCGAUGGCAAUCACAGCCCAAUCGGAGCCGGGCCGUGGCACGGGCCGAAAUCGAUGGAUGGACGCCGCUUUGCUGGGCUGUCUGUCCUCUUGAAAGUGGAAUUUGUUAUCCGAUGCGUUCUGAGCGCAAGGACCAUGUCAAAACUGUCCGCAUAUUAUUGCAACAUGGGGCGAGCCCUACGACGGAAUUUCAUCGAGGCGAAGAGAUACUGACGCCGUUGGACCUAGCCCAGCGGUGCGAUGCCGGAAACAAGAUCAUUUCUCUUCUCCGAGAGCACUUGGAUCCCGAAUCCCAGUCGUUCUCAGAACCUAUAUCUAAGCAUAUACGAAAAUACACGACGCACCACGGGAUAUGCAAUCUUUGCCUAAAUUGCAUCGUUGGGAAAUUAUAUACCUGCAGCGCCUGUCCCGACUAUGACCUCUGUAGCAAGUGCUACCCUGUCGCGGACAGUCUUCAUAACCAGGACAUUUUGAAAGACACCAGGUCCAUACCUUCAGCUUAAUGCCUGACAUGGCUGAGUACCAAAGGCCAAAUGCUUCGUCAGAUAACAAAGCUCCUGACAUGGAGGGAGGCACAUUGGAGUCCCAUAACCCAGUGGCUGCAGAAAGGGCACUGUAUGAGAGCCAACUGGAUGCAUUGGAUUCGGGAUGGGGGAAUUUGGAGGAGUUGGAGGAAAUGCCUCUGGAUAGUGAUGAUGAAUGGUGACUCCCAACGCCAUGGCAGGCACUUAUGUGCAGGAACAUUGAUUUCUCUUCACACGUACUUGAUUUUCUAGGACACCUUGAACACUCCCCCUUUCCAUUUUAGUGCCCACCCCUCGCUGUUUUUGGCUCACUGAGCAGAUCUGAGCACGCCCUGAGCUGAUCACUGAGCAGG